Molecule: messenger RNA, 4121 nt
Organism: Schistocerca gregaria
Lineage: Eukaryota; Metazoa; Arthropoda; Insecta; Orthoptera; Acrididae
Product: mast/stem cell growth factor receptor kita-like
Exons: 22
Coding region: 119-3535 (1138 amino acids)
Biological process (GO): multicellular organism development; positive regulation of kinase activity; protein phosphorylation
Cellular component (GO): signaling receptor complex
Molecular function (GO): ATP binding; transmembrane receptor protein tyrosine kinase activity
Source: RefSeq, a predicted model, not a curated record
AUUCCUAGUAUUGUGCGAUAGCAAACGCACGUGGCCUUUCCCUCACUGAGAGGUCUCUGUAGUGAACGCCCAGCGGUUUCCGCAGAAAGCCUCCUUCCUGCGCCGUUGCGGAAGUGGAAUGACGUGUGGAAAGCCACACGUAGCACUCGUCCCAAAAGUCUGUCGUGAGCAGAGGACCAGUGCGAUGCUACUGCUUGCUGUCGCGCUGUCUACGCUCGUCUUAGUCGGUGCAAAAUCAGACGGACCGAGAAUAACAUCACCGAAAGAUGAAACAGUUGUGGAAAAAGGAAAAACAAUUACCGUUGUGUGCGAAGGAGAAGGUGACUUGAAAUGGGAAUAUCCUGAAUACAGCGGUUCUAAGGUGAAUGUAACCAAUGAGCACCACAAGACAAUUCUGAAGAGAUAUCAAGCUAAUUAUCUGGAUGUUGGGUAUUAUAUAUGCUACACAGAAAAUAACUACAAUAAAAUAAAAAAUCAAGUAUAUAUUUAUGUGAAAGAUGAACAGCAGCCAAUUGCUAUGGCAACUAAAAGAAUAUUUGUGACCGUUGAACCAUCAGGAACUGUCAUAGUACCCUGCAGACCUACAUCUCCAGAUGUCAAAUUGCACCUUAUUAAAUUAGAAGAGGCUGCGGAGGUUCUCCCUGAAGAUGACGAACGAAUCACUGUCAAUAAGGAAGGCUUUGUUAUUCACAGUGUAUCUUUAACUGACAAUGGAAAUUAUGCAUGCUGUCUAUAUGGGGCAGAUGGUCAAUGUGAUGAAACACAUAGUUACGUCAUUAGUAUAAAUGUGAAAAAGACACUUGGUUCCUUACCUUUGCCUGAAGUGUUUGGUCCAAAACAUGCAGUUGUUGGCAGUACUGUAGCAAUGUUUUGCAAUGUUACAACACUGGCAUCAGCUCAGCUUCUACAACUGAAAUGGAUAGUAUUAAAUGAGACUUACAUUAAGACUGGCCAUGUAAAAACAAAGUCAUUAGAAAGAACACGAAAUUAUGGGGGUGUAUCAGAAAAUGUUUAUGAAGAGGUAAUAAUUAUCUCAAAUAUCACAACUGAUGAUGCAGGAGCCUAUACAUGUGAGGUCAGAAAUGAUAAAAAUGCACAGAACAAAUCUAUAGUGCUCCAUGUGCGUGGUGAUUCUUUUGUUGAUGUAUCAUUUUCUGCCACAAAGGACAUAACUGUAGAUGAUGGAGAGAAUGUUACAUGGGUGGCAUAUGUUGAUGCAUUUCCAAACAAAUUUUCUGUUGUGUGGAAGAGUCCACAGGAUAAAGAAAUUGAUCCUGUUUUGCGAUAUUCUCUAAUUACAAACAACAAAGAAAUCAAGUUUUCUAUUCAAAAUGUAACAACCAAGGAUCAGGGUAGAUACACAGUGGUUGUUCAAAAUUCAGGAAGUAAUUUCAUUUCAUAUCCAACACUGACAGUACGUGGUAAGCCAACAACAUGGAUUGUCAACAAUCAGAAGAAAAUAUUCUUAGCUGAAAAAGAAACAUACAUAGUGAAGUGUGAGGUGGCUAGUGGUUCCAGCCUUGUUAUUGUUUCCUGGAAUUUUACUUCAUGCACUAGUGAAUCUGCUUGCACAACCAAAUAUUUAGAAACAGAGCAAAGGAAUAAUGCAGAUGGUGUGAGGAAUGGAUCUUUUCUGACUUCCACGUACAAAUUUUCAUGUGAAAUACCAGGAAAUCUGUCUUGUAUUGCUUCAGAUGAUUAUGGAAUAGGCAGCAACACCAUUGAAAUUAUUUGUGAAGGUGUUACAAAUGCUGAAGCUCUUACAGCUGGUGUGGUGUGUGCUGCACUUGUACUUAUUAGUAUUGUAGCUGUCCUAGCAUUUAAACUGAUAAAAGAGAAGAAACUACGAAAAAAAUUAAGUGAAAUUGGCCUUGAGAAUUUUGUGGAAGGAGCACCAGAAAGUAUGAAUCCAAAUCUUCCUCUGGACGAACAGGCAGAGUUACUGCCAUACAAUAAAAUUUGGGAGUUCCCCCGUGAAAAAUUAAAAUUUGGGAAGCAACUAGGUUCUGGAGCUUUUGGUGUUGUAGUAAAGGCUGACGCAUAUGGUAUUCUUGAACCUGACAAAAUCACGACAGUAGCAGUGAAGAUGGUAAAACAGAAUGUUGAUAUCACAUACAUAAAAGCUCUUGCUUCAGAGCUCAAAAUUAUGUGCCAUCUUGGGAAACAUCUGAAUAUUGUGAAUUUAUUGGGUGCUUGUACUGAUAAUCUUUCCAAAAGAGAGCUUCUGGUAAUUGUGGAAUAUUGCAGGUUUGGUAAUUUGCACAGUUACCUGAUUCGCAAUCGAAAGAACUUUAUAGAUCAAAUAGACCCAGGAACAGAUAGCAUAGACCCAAGUAUCUGCAUGGAAAUAUUAUCACGGCCAGAAAACAGUCAAGGAUCAAGUAGGUCAAAAUCCAGGUCUUCCAUAUCUUCAGAUACCCAUCAAUCUAACAGCAACAGCGCUGUGAGGUACAUUCCGUCAUCCACAAGUGAUACAAGUGAACAUGGUCAAGUCAGUUUCAACCCAAGUGUGAGUGGUGGCAGCAGACCACAAGAAUGGUGCUAUUAUUAUAAGUGUGAUGAUGCUGGUAAAGUGAAUCCAGUAUGUACGAAUGACCUUGUAUGCUGGUCAUACCAAAUAGCUAAUGGAAUGGAUUACUUAGCACAGAGAAAGGUGUUACAUGGAGACCUGGCAGCUCGAAACAUUCUACUGGCCGAAGGGAAUGUUGUGAAGAUCUGUGAUUUUGGUUUGGCAAAGAAUAUGUAUCGUUCCAACAUAUACAAAAAGAAGAGUAGUGGACCACUGCCAUUUAAAUGGAUGGCAAUAGAAGCCAUAAAGGACCGCAUAUUUUCAACACAAUCAGAUGUGUGGUCCUAUGGUGUGACUCUGUGGGAGCUCUUUUCCUUGGCAACAACACCAUACCCAGGCAUGGAGCCAGAUGAGAGAUUACUUCAGAGGUUGAUUAAUGGCUACCGAAUGGAAAAACCGCAAUAUGCUACUAACAAAAUAUAUGAGAUUAUGCUGAGCUGCUGGCACACUGACCCUAAUAAAAGAGUCACUUUCUCGCAGUUGGUUAAAGAAUUUGGAAAUAUCCUGGGAGAGAGAACCUUAACUCAUUAUCAUAACUUAAAUGAUGAAUAUAUCAGCAUGAGUCCAAAACCAGGAGCUAAAGGAGAUGACUAUCUUGCCAUGGCUGCUGCACCUGAUUAUAAUAAAUUACUAUCACCAGUGGAAGGUGAAAAUCAUUCAUAUAUAAAUAGUAACCCAUUGUCAAGUGAAAAUCCUGAAAUUGAACAUACAAGAGACUACACUGACAUGAACUGUGCAUCACCCUCUGGUUACGAUGUCAGCAGUAUUGAUACAGGCUUCCACAGUGAUGGUUCACAGAAUACAACAUAUGAAGCCAGAGAUGAUAACAGCAACAAAAUUGCAAAGCUGGCAAAUGUUAAAUUAUACUCUUCCACAAAAGAUUCUCAGAAAGAUACUGAAAUGCAAAAUAUUUCAUCAGAAAAUAAUGGAAUCUCAAAUCCUGCAUAUUUUCACACCUCAUUGUAAUUCUCAUUACUGUGUAAGUAAUUUAUUUGUGGCUACUGGUAUUGUACAAUCUGAAUUUCUUGUGAAUAUUUGAUUCAAGAUACCACAUAAACCAUUAAAAGUGCAACCUGUUGCGUUAAAAGACAACAAUAACUUCUUUUAAAACUGUUUGUUCUGAUGGUUGUGACACUAUGCAUGCAUAUUAACUGGGCAUAAUAAGAAAUAUGUCCGCCUCCAUAGCUGAAUGGUCUGCAUGGUUGACUGCAAUACAGAGGUUUCAGGUUUGAUUUCUCAUACUGCCAGGAAUUUUUUCUUGGUGUGACUGGUAAAGGGUGCACUCAGCCUCAGGAGGCCAACUGAGGAGCUACUUGACCAAUUACUAGAGGUGCCAAGAUCAAGAAGUCCAACAAUGACUGAGAAAAUGGUGUGCUGACCACAUGCACCUCCAUAUUGCUCGCAGUGCCGCCAGUGAUAAAGGAUGACAUAAUGGUCAGUCAGGUCCAAUUGGCCCAUCUAAGAAUGUGGAACCUUACUUUUUUAUAAUCAGAAAUGGAAGUAUAUUUCUUUUGUUGCUUAGAUGAAUGAAAUAAACGUCUCUCAUUCAUUA